Messenger RNA from Knipowitschia caucasica, 504 nucleotides. Lineage: Eukaryota; Metazoa; Chordata; Actinopteri; Gobiiformes; Gobiidae. The record is from the annotation of a GenBank genome assembly.
AUGACCUCAGCUUCGACUAAAGUGGGAGAAAUCUUCUCUGCUGCUGGAGCAGCCUUCACCAAACUGGGAGAGCUGACCAUGCAGCUUCACCCUGUGGCUGAUGCCAGUCCUGCAGGCACUCAGACCAAGAGCACAGUUAAGAGGAAGAUGUUUGGAGACUGCUCUGUGAUGUCUUCUGAUGGGCCUAAAAAAACAAGCAAGAAGACUAGUGCAGCUAUGGCCAGACAGGCCACUGUAGUCUCUGUGCCUGCUGGUCAGGUCGUCAACACUGCCCCAAGAAUCCAGACUCUGACUUCAGCCCAACUUCCUCUGAAAAAACAAAAGACAGGAGAUGUGACUCUCAGCGCUCUGAAUGACUCGGACGUCAACAGUGACCUGGUGGACAUCGAGGGGCUCGGAGACGGAUCGACCCCAAAGAAACUCAACACAUUUGAUCAAGAUAAUUUAAACCUGGACUCCAGUCUCAUCAUGAAUCCCAGUGACAUUUCAUUGCUCUCACGCUGA